Molecule: messenger RNA, 3196 nt
Organism: Tetranychus urticae (two-spotted spider mite)
Lineage: Eukaryota; Metazoa; Arthropoda; Arachnida; Trombidiformes; Tetranychidae
Gene: Tsf2
Product: transferrin 2
Biological process (GO): iron ion transport
Cellular component (GO): extracellular region; early endosome; recycling endosome
Source: RefSeq, a predicted model, not a curated record
UACAAUGUAAAUUCAAUGUAAAGACAACGCCAUCUUGCUGAUUUUCCCUGUAAGUUUAACCCAAAUUUCCUAUUUGCUAUUUGACUUUUGUAAUGAUAAUGUAACUGGUAAAUGUAAAUUAAGGUAGGAUCACCACAGAAAGCCUGAAUUUGAAGAAGAAAGGAAUAAACAAGUGAAAUGAACAACAUGAAGAAGCAACAGAUUGGAAACAAUCAAGACUGUUGGAUGAGUAGCUGCAACGCAAAUUUAUGGGUUUAACCUUUGACUAACAAUGAGUAAAAGUAUUGAUAGCUAAGACAUUUUUGUUGCUCAGGAUAGGAUAAGGGAGGGAAAGAGAGAUGAUGGUGCAUAGGUCAGUUACCUUGCGACGAAAGAGAUUAGAAUAUUUGAUCGUGUUGCUGUUGAUUUUGUGUUUGUUUGCACCCAAAAAAUCGUAACUUCAAAGUGAAACAAUUUCAACGAGUUGUUAACUGGAUUACAUGUGUUUUUGUUGAUCCAUCAAAUUGGUGUUUUACAUUUUGUUGAGCAAGUCUGACUCACGGUUUUAUCGGUUUGGAAAAAAUCAUCAUCUAUAUUGUUGCAAUUAUUAUUGACACCCUUCAAAUUAUCAUCACAAUUAUUCAUCACUAAACAUAGGUCAACUUUGAUAAACAAUGUUAUCAAAUAGAUACAUUGGUUUGUUUAAUAAACAAUUUUUAAUUGUUAAAAUUUGUCUUUACCUUGUGCUUUUCAACCUUCCCAUUCAACCAAUCAGCUGUCAAUCUAAUCAAGGCUAUUUCACUCAGUAUUCUAAAGGUACACCAACCAAGGAAUUGAUAUGGUGUACAAUAAAUUCGGCCGAACAAAAUAAAUGCCGCGAUUGGGCUGAAGCCAUAAAACGCUAUCCAAAUAGUGUGCCUGUUGGUCAAUAUAAAUCGUUUGAAUUUAAUUUAAAAUGUGAACAAGCCUCUGAUAAAGAGCAUUGUAUGAACCUCAUCGAAAAUGGACGAGCCCAUCUUGUUACAUUGGAUCCAGGGGAAGUUUUCAUUGCAGGAAGACAUCAUUCUCUUGUACCAAUCAUAGCUGAAAGAUAUGGUUCUACAUUGGAAGAUUAUUAUUAUUCAGUCGCUGUUGUACGAAGAAGCUCAUCAACACACAUAAAAGACAUUCAAGACUUAAAAGGAAAAAAAGCUUGUUUUCCUGGAGUAAAUCAAAUGGCUGGCUGGGCCCUGCCAUUAGCUCGUUUGAUUAAUGACGGAGUACUGGAAGUAAAAGAUUGUAAUAAUAUUGUUAAAACUGCAGCCAAGUUUUUUAACCAAUCUUGCACUCCUAAUGCUCUAAAUGAUAAAAACAAUCCUAGUGGUGAUAACCCUGAAUCUAUUUGUGCUCUAUGUCACUCAAAAUGUUCUGGAUCGGACGAAUAUGCUAAUUUUGAAGGUGCUUUCAAGUGUCUUCUCGAUGUUGGAGAUAUUGCUUUCCUUAAACAUUCCACUGUUCAAUUAAUGUCUUUACGCAAUCAGUAUAGCUUUAGAAAAAAUGAUCUUGAGCUUUUAUGUCCGCAAGGAGGUCGUCGAUCAUUGGACAGUUAUUCAGAUUGUAAUUGGGGUCGUUCUCCGGCUCAUGCUGUUGUCGUUUUUUCUUCUAUGUUACCAGAAGAAAGGAAAAAAGUUCAAGAGUUUCUCAUGCAAUCAAUCCGAGUUUUUAACAUGGCCAGAGAUUAUACAUAUGGUCAAGGAUAUAACAGUGAAAAAAAUUCUGCCUCAUCGUUUGCUUUAGCCGACUAUUUAGCUCCUCAGAAAUACGGAGAUAGAGCAAAUCUCUUAUUUUCAGAUGAUCUCAAUGGCUUUGAGCCAUUAUCUGGGCCUGAUCAAACAUUCCGUAAUUAUUUAAAAAAGGAAAAUUACGAUUUAUUGUCCAAAGAGUUAAAAAAAUGUCCAGUCCCAAGUGCUCGAUUAUGUGUAGUUUCAGCUGUUGAAAUGAAAAAAUGUCAUCAAAUGGUGACAACUUUUCGUGGAGCCUUCUUGCAACCUGUAUUAAACUGCGUUGUUGAACGAAGUGCAAUCGGCUGUAUGGAAGCAAUCCGUCGAGGUCGAGCCGAUCUGGUCAUGCUGGAUGCUGCAGAUGUUUAUCGAGCCGGUCAUCAAUAUGGCUUAGUACCGAUAUUGACAGAAAAAUAUGACCUCACUGAUCCCAGCUAUUAUGUCGUUGCUGUUGCUAAAAAAACUGAUCGUGAGUCAGAUUUAUUUUUCCUCAAAGGUAAAUCAUCAUGCCACACCGGUGUUGGAACCGCUGCAGGCUGGGUAGUGCCAUUAGGUUUCUUGCUGUCUAAUAAUCGAAUGAGAUCUUAUGGUUGUGACUCUCUCACUGCAGCAUCUCAAUUUUUCCAGAAAUCCUGUGCACCGGGCGCUCUUUCACCCGACUAUACAACUUCUGAUUGGGGCCUUAAUAAUCUUUGUGACCUUUGUGCGGGAACAUCGAAAUAUUUCUGUGCUCGUGACGCAAAUGAACCUUUCUAUGGCUCUACCGGUGCUCUCCGUUGUAUUGUAGAGGGAGGAGGGAAUGUUGCUUUUGUUAAACAUACUGCAAUCCUGGAAAAUACUGCUGGUCGGAAUCCUGCUCUUUGGUCUCGUAAUUUAAUUCCAAGUGAUUUUGAGUUAUUAUGUCGAGACGGAACUCGGGCCAGUUACAAUGAAUCAGUUAAAUGUAAUAUUGGUAAAGUUCCUGGUAAUGCAAUGGUUACCAGUCCUUUAAAGCCUCAUCAAUAUAUCACUGCUUAUGUUAAUCUUUUCUUAACUGCUCAGCAAUAUUAUGGAUCAAAAUAUUCCCAUGAUUAUACAUUUAAAAUGUUUGUUUCUGAAGAUGGUUAUCAUGAUUUAAUCUUCAGUGAUGCUACAUCCCAGUUAAUUGCUUUACCUCAGGAUCAACGUAGCUACUCAACUUACCUGAGCCAAGAAUUUAUCAAUUCAAUGAAACUCACUGACUGCACAUCACAUUCCAAUCGUUUUAAUCCGUCCAAAUUAUCAAUCAUUGCCUUAUUAUAUGCAGUUAUUUUAGCAAUUUUCCGUCAAAAUCACUUGUGAUCUGAUUUUUUUCUCAAUUAAUGUUCAAUCAUAAAUUUUACAAAACCCAGCUUUUUCAUAUUCCUAUGUAAUUAUUCCUAACAUCAACAAUCUCACAUUGACAAUGAUAAUUUAAUAUAAAAAUUUGCCAAAAACCA